This is a messenger RNA of Lemur catta (Ring-tailed lemur), 1613 nucleotides long. RefSeq names its product choline kinase beta (gene CHKB). Gene Ontology annotation, cellular component: cytoplasm. The record is from RefSeq and is a predicted model, not a curated record. Gene Ontology annotation, biological process: CDP-choline pathway; phosphatidylethanolamine biosynthetic process. Lineage: Eukaryota; Metazoa; Chordata; Mammalia; Primates; Lemuridae. The transcript is spliced from 11 exons. Gene Ontology annotation, molecular function: choline kinase activity; ethanolamine kinase activity. Bases 209 to 1396 code for a protein of 395 amino acids.
GAAUUCGGCCUUCGGAAAGAGCCCCCGGAACAGGAUAGCGGACAGAGCCGAACGCCGCCGCGAAGAGCCGAAUAGAGUCGGAGAGACCCGAGUAUAACCGGAGAAGCGCAGACCGGCCGGAAACGGAGCCGAGCGCGGCCGGAAGGAGCCGAGCCCGUCCGAAGGGAGCGGAGCGCUGCCGGGGGUUGGGCCCCGCCGAGUCCGCGCCAUGGCGGCGGAGGGGACUGAUGUGGCCGAAGGCGGGGCUGUUGGCGGCCACCUGGCCAAGGACAACUUGCGGCAGUCUAAGAGCCCGGACGCAGCCCCGAACCGGCGGCGCUUCUCGUCGCUGUCCCGUGACGCCGAGCGCCGAGCCUACCAGUGGUGCCGGGAGUACUUGGGCGGGGCCUGGCGCCGAGUGCCGCCUGAGGAGCUGAGGGUUUACCCCGUGAGCGGAGGCCUCAGCAACCUGCUCUUCCGCUGCUCGCUCCCGGACCACCUGCCCAGCGUUGGCGAGGAGCCCCGGGAGGUGCUGCUGCGGCUGUAUGGGGCCAUCCUGCAGGGCGUGGACUCCCUGGUCCUCGAAAGCGUGAUGUUCGCCAUCCUUGCAGAGCGGUCACUGGGGCCCCAGCUCUAUGGAGUCUUCCCAGAGGGCCGACUGGAACAGUACAUCCCAAGCCGGCCAUUGAAAACUCGAGAGCUUCGAGAGCCGGUGUUGUCAGCAGCCAUUGCCACGAAGAUGGCCCAGUUCCAUGGCAUGGAGAUGCCUUUCACCAAGGAGCCCCACUGGCUGUUUGGGACCAUGGAGCGGUACCUAAAGCAGAUCCAGGACCUGCCCUCAACCAGCCUCCCCCAUAUGAACCUACUGGAGAUGUACAGCCUGAAGGAUGAGAUGGGCAACCUCAGGAAGUUACUAGACGCUACCCCAUCACCAGUGGUCUUCUGCCACAAUGACAUCCAGGAAGGGAACAUCUUGCUGCUCUCAGAGCCAGAAAAUGCUGACAGCCUCAUGCUGGUGGAUUUUGAGUACAGCAGUUACAACUACAGGGGCUUUGACAUCGGGAACCAUUUUUGUGAAUGGGUUUAUGAUUAUACUCAUGAGGAAUGGCCUUUCUACAAAGCCAGGCCCACAGAUUACCCCACUCAAGGACAGCAGCUCCAUUUUAUUCGCCAUUACCUGGCAGAGGUAAAGAAAGGUGAGACCCUCUCACAAGAGGAGCAGAGAAGACUGGAAGAAGAUUUGCUGGUAGAGGUCAAUCGGUAUGCUCUGGCAUCCCAUUUCUUCUGGGGUCUGUGGUCUAUCCUCCAGGCAUCCAUGUCCACCAUAGAAUUUGGUUACAUGGAGUAUGCCCAGUCUCGGUUCCAGUUCUACUUCCAGCAGAAGGGGCAGCUGACCAGCUUCCACCCCUCAUCCUGACUCUCCACCCUCCCAGUCCUUGGAUUUCUCCUCGAGCCUCCAGGGCAGGACCUUGGAGGGAAGGGCUUAGAGCAGAAGGCCCUGGGGACUGGGCUGAGGCCCCAAGGGAGACUGGGGUUGAGGAGGCUGACCUCUCCCUGAGUUUGAGUACGUCCUCUGAUGGGCAGGGAGCCCCUGUGCUGUGUACCUUAAGACAAUAAACAUGCUUCUUCCUUCA